AUGCUGCGCGUCAUUAGCGCCGUCUUCUUGAAGGACACACUGGAUGCUGCACAGAAUGACGCCGAACAGCUGGUCAUGGACAAGAUGCGGACGCAGUCGGAGUACAUUCAAAAGCUUGAGGAAAUCUUCAGGGCGAUCAGCUGCUCAAAGUCCAGUAUGAUCACGGAAGCAAGGCUCAUUGAGAUCUUCCAGAACCCGAAGGUGGCGGCUUACUUCCAGACCUUGGACUUGGAUGUGCAGGAGAGCCGAGCUUUAUUUCACGUCCUCGACAACGGCGACGGGGAGAUUUCUCUCGAUGAGUUUAUCGAUGGAGUGAUGCGGUGCAAGGGGCCGGCCAGGGCCAUCGACCAGGUGGCAAUGCACGCCGACAUGAGGCAAAUUGACAUGAAGCUCUCCAUGCUCAUGCGCAGCAUCGACGGCAAGUACAAAGCUGCUGAAGAGGAGGACAGGGCCGCACGUGCAAGCCCGGCACGCAGAGCUGAAAAGAUGAUGGUUUUCCGCUCCCAAAACACGAUGUGGAGCCAUCAAUGA
Symbiodinium necroappetens is the source of this 531-nucleotide messenger RNA. Lineage: Eukaryota; Dinophyceae; Suessiales; Symbiodiniaceae. The record is from the annotation of a GenBank genome assembly.